UCGAGGGAAAACAAAAACAGGAGAAAGAGAUGCAGCGAUAAAUUUCAUGCGUGUUCAAUACAAUUCUAUAAAUGCAAUCUCAAAGACAAGUAGGAGAGAGAAGAGACAGAUCGCAGAAGAAGGAGAACUGCUCACCUACACUCUUUCUUUUCUUUUCCCUUUCGUCUCCUCUCUCUGAAGAACAGGAUCUCCGUUCUUUCUCAAUAUCUCAGUCAACAUGUAUUCAUUGAGCCAAAGCAGUUUUCUGAAAAAUUCCCUUUCCGGAGUGUCUAGGGGCUUGACUAAGUCUACAAGUAAAAAGGUUUCUGCUCCAUCUGUGGUGGUGUCUGCUGUGAGCUCUAAUGACAGGUCAGGGGAUCGAAACCUCAGUGUUUUGGAGAAUACUUUAAAAGAAAUGAGAGAAAAUGCUCCAUCACCUUCAUCAUCAGUGGUAAUGAAAGAAUCAGAAUUGACGGUCGGUGGUGGAGUUGAAGAUGUGUAUGGUGAGGAUAGUGCCACAGAGGAUCAAUACAUCACUCCCUGGACUGUAACUGUUGCCAGUGGAUAUCCAUUGUUGCGCGAUCCACACUACAAUAAAGGUCUUGCCUUCACCGAGAAAGAGAGGGAUGCACAUUUUUUAAGUGGUCUUCUUCCUCCAGUGGUUAUUAGCCAACAUACUCAGGUUAAGAAAAUGAUGCACAACAUACGUCAAUACCACGUACCACUGCAGAGGUACAUGGCCAUGAUGGAUCUUCAGGAGAGAAAUGAAAGGCUGUUCUACAAGCUUCUUAUUGACAAUGUUGAGGAGCUGCUCCCAGUUGUCUAUACGCCCACUGUGGGUGAGGCAUGCCAGAAAUAUGGGAGCAUAUUUAGACAACCUCAGGGUCUUUUUAUCAGUUUAAAAGAGAAGGGGAGAAUUCUCGAGGUAUUGAAGAAUUGGCCCGAGAAGAAGAUUCAAGUUAUAGUGGUGACUGAUGGUGAGAGGAUUUUGGGGCUUGGGGACCUUGGCUGCCAGGGAAUGGGAAUACCAGUAGGGAAGCUUUCCUUAUAUUCAGCACUUGGAGGCAUUCGUCCUUCUGCUUGCUUGCCUGUGACCAUUGAUGUAGGAACUAACAAUGAGGAGCUGCUGAAAGAUGAAUUUUAUAUCGGACUUAGACAAAGAAGAGCAACUGGGCAGGAAUAUGCUGAACUCUUGGACGAGUUUAUGUCUGCAGUUAAGCAGAAUUAUGGGGAGAAAGUCCUUAUUCAGUUUGAAGACUUUGCAAAUCACAAUGCCUUUGAUCUCCUUGCGAAGUAUGGAACUACGCAUCUUGUCUUCAAUGAUGAUAUUCAGGGUACAGCAUCUGUGGUCCUUUCGGGACUUAUGGCUGCCUUGAAGUUAGUAGGGGGAACCUUGGCUGAACAUACAUUCUUAUUCCUUGGAGCAGGAGAGGCUGGCACUGGUAUUGCAGAACUUAUAGCUCUUGAAAUGUCAAAACAGACAAAUGUCCCACUGGAAGGAACUCGCAAGAAGAUUUGGCUUGUGGACUCCAAGGGGUUGAUUGUUAGAUCCCGCAUGGAUUCACUUCAACAUUUUAAGAAGCCCUGGGCCCAUGAACGUCAACCCGUACGAAAUCUGCUAGAUGCUGUCAAGGCCAUCAAACCAACAGUUUUAAUAGGUUCAUCAGGAGCUGGAAGAACAUUCACAAAAGAAGUGGUUGAGGCCAUGUCAUCCGUUAACGAGAAACCUAUUAUUCUUGCUCUUUCCAACCCAACUUCACAGUCUGAAUGUACGGCCGAAGAAGCUUACAAAUGGAGCGAUGGCCGAGCCAUUUUUGCUAGUGGAAGCCCUUUUGAUCCAGUCGAAUACAAAGGGAAGGUCUUUUCAUCUGGCCAGGCAAAUAAUGCAUACAUUUUUCCUGGAUUCGGUCUGGGCUUGAUUAUUUCUGGUGCGAUCCGUGUUCAUGAUGAUAUGCUCCUGGCAGCCUCUGAAGCAUUAGCCGAACAGGUUACAGAAGAGAACUUAGAGAAUGGACUUAUAUACCCACCAUUUGCGAACAUCAGAAAAAUUUCAGCCCAGAUUGCAGCCAAAGUAGCAGCCAAAGCGUAUGAACUUGGCUUGGCUACUCGUCUACCUCAACCUGAAGACCUGGUGUCAUAUGCAGAGAGCUGUAUGUAUAGCCCUAAUUAUCAUAGCUAUCGCUGAACCAGUGGAAAAAUCUAUAGAUAGUAAUUCUCUAGCAUAGAUAUCAUUUUGCAUGUUAUUUCUUUUUUUAACGGAUUCUUUAGGUUUUUCGUUUAUUUUGUUUUAUUUUUAUUUUCUGGGUUUUCAUUAAAUUCUCCAAGUGAGACAAGGGCGGGUAAGAUUAGAAAUUUUCUUACAAAAGGCACCCAAAAUGUUGUAAUGGUUGAAACUCUUGAUAGUAAUAAAGGCACUUCUUUAUAGCUUA
Olea europaea var. sylvestris is the source of this 2408-nucleotide messenger RNA. Its product is annotated as NADP-dependent malic enzyme, chloroplastic-like. NCBI's taxonomy places the organism in Eukaryota, Viridiplantae, Streptophyta, Magnoliopsida, Lamiales, Oleaceae. Gene Ontology annotation, molecular function: malate dehydrogenase (decarboxylating) (NADP+) activity; NAD binding; malate dehydrogenase (decarboxylating) (NAD+) activity. The transcript is spliced from 19 exons. Bases 218 to 2164 code for a protein of 648 amino acids. The record is from RefSeq and is a predicted model, not a curated record. Gene Ontology annotation, biological process: pyruvate metabolic process; malate metabolic process. Gene Ontology annotation, cellular component: chloroplast.